Messenger RNA from Cuscuta europaea, 1988 nucleotides. The record is from the annotation of a GenBank genome assembly. NCBI's taxonomy places the organism in Eukaryota, Viridiplantae, Streptophyta, Magnoliopsida, Solanales, Convolvulaceae.
CUGAUCACGUUUUUUGUUUUGAAUCAAUCAUUUCACACAAUAGAGGUAGAUAUCUCUGAACUUCUUUUUAUUUAAAUCAUUGUUUACCAACUUUAAAUAAAGUAUAGGUCCUCCACUCUUCCCCUCCAACGCCUCAAUGUCGUCGUUUGCUUCUGAAUCUUAGAGCUAUUAAUAGUACAGUACUCAGGUAAGAAGAAUAAAAUGUCUUGCGAUACCACCGACAAUGGCGAUAAGGUGCCGUUAUUAUCCUCCGACAUCCAACGCAAAAAUAGCGAUCCUCUUGUAUACGAGGAACAACUGUCCGAGAAAAACUUGUCACAGAGGUUUUGGAUCGAAUCAAAGAAGCUAUGGCAGAUUGUGGGCCCCGCCAUCUUCAGCCGCAUAGCUUCUUAUUCCAUGUUCAUCAUCACCCUGGCAUUCGCCGGCCAUCUCGGCGAUUUGGAAUUUGCAGCCAUGUCCAUUGGCAGUAAUGUCGUCGUGGGCUUUGAUUUCGGUCUGAUGUUGGGAAUGGCGAGCGCUCUCGAGACGCUAUGCGGGCAAGCAUUCGGGGCGAAGAAGUACAACAUGUUGGGAGUAUAUCUGCAACGGUCGUGGGUGGUUCUAUUAAUAUGUUGUGUUGCGACGAUGCCGCUAUACAUAUAUGCAACGCCAUUACUAAAGCUUUUGGGGCAGCCCGAUGAUGUCUCAGAGCUUUCAGGCGUGGUGGUGAUGGCUUUCAUUCCCCUACACUUCUGCUUCGGGUUACAUUUCCCGCUGCAGAGGUUCUUGCAGAGCCAGCUAAAGAAUUCAGUGAUUGCUUGGGUGAAUUUGGUGGCAUUGAUUGUGCAUUGUCUGGUGAGCUGGUUGAUUGUGUCCCGGUUUAGGCUCGGAGUUGUACCCAUCGCCAUGACCUUGAACUUCUCUUGGUUCGUUAUCUUAUGUGGGAUGUUUGGCUAUGCCAUCUGCGGCGGAUGCCCCCUCACCUGGCCCGGUUUUUCCGUCCAAGCUUUCUCUGGCCUUUGGGAUUUCUUUAAACUCUCGGUUUCUUCAGGAGUUAUGCUUUGCUUGGAGAAUUGGUACUACAGAAUUCUGAUAGUGAUGACAGGCAACUUGAAAAAUGCUGAAGUUGCUGUCGAUGCGUUGUCUAUAUGCAUGAGCAUUAAUGGAUGGGAAGUGAUGAUUCCACUUGGAUUCUUUGCUGGAACUGGAGUGAGGGUGGCAAAUGAGUUGGGAGCCGGGAGUGGAAAAGGAGCUAAAUUCGCUGCAAUCGUAUCUGUGGUACAUUCGACUAUCAUUGGAUUGAUCUUUUGGGUGCUAAUCCUAAUAUUUGACGACAAGUUGGCCCUAAUUUUUUCAUCGAGCAAACCUGUCCUUGAAGCUGUCAGCCACCUCUCAAUUCUCCUAGCAUUCACUAUUCUUCUCAAUAGCAUUCAACCAAUUCUAUCAGGUGUUGCUGUUGGAUCUGGAUGGCAAGCAUAUGUAGCUUACAUAAAUCUUGGAUGCUACUAUUUACUCGGACUCCCUCUUGGCAUUAUAAUGGGAUGGGUGUUUCACCAAGGCGUGAUGGGCAUAUGGGCUGGAAUGAUCUUCGGUGGAACUGCAGUGCAAACUCUAAUAUUGUGUAUAAUCACACUUCGAUGUGAUUGGGAAAAAGAGGCUAAGAAAGCAAAUCAGCACAUUCAGAAGUGGGAAGGAGUGGGUCACAACAAAUUGUAGAAGCUUGGUGCAUGGAAUUAUCAUUGUCACAUGAUAUUACACAUGAUACUACGAUGAAAUUAAAGUCAAACCCAAACACCUCAAAGAUUCAUUGUUGGUCUGACUUUUAACGAUCCAGAUUAUAAUUUGCGGACUCAAAAAAAUAAAAUAUUCAAUUCAGACCAAAGAAAACCACAAAUAUUACCCAUAAUAAAUAUUGAUCCUUUAAUUUUUCUCUAUCAUUCAACAUUGUUAACAAUGGUCGAGUAACAAUGAAACUUUUUACUUUUUAUGGGAAAUCAUGUACUCCAUCC